This is a messenger RNA of Toxotes jaculatrix (banded archerfish), 653 nucleotides long. RefSeq names its product fibroblast growth factor 8a (gene fgf8a). Bases 12 to 653 code for a protein of 213 amino acids. The record is from RefSeq and is a predicted model, not a curated record. Gene Ontology annotation, molecular function: type 1 fibroblast growth factor receptor binding; growth factor activity; type 2 fibroblast growth factor receptor binding. Gene Ontology annotation, biological process: positive regulation of gene expression; limb morphogenesis; positive regulation of protein phosphorylation. The transcript is spliced from 5 exons. Gene Ontology annotation, cellular component: cytoplasm. NCBI's taxonomy places the organism in Eukaryota, Metazoa, Chordata, Actinopteri, Toxotidae.
CUCCAUCCAACAUGCGACCCAUCCCAUCCAGACUCAGCUAUCUGUUUCUACACUUAUUUGCAUUUUGCUACUAUGCUCAGGUAACCAAUCAGUCCCCGCCUAAUUUCACGCAGCACGUAAGCGAGCAGAGCAAAGUGACGGACGUCAAGAGCCACAGGUUGAUCCGGAUCUACCAGCUGUACAGCCGAACCAGCGGCAAGCACGUCCAGGUCCUGCCCAACAAGAAGAUCAACGCCAUGGCCGAGGACGGAGACGUGCACGCUAAACUUGUGGUCGAGACGGACACCUUUGGGAGCCGAGUCCGUAUUAAAGGAGCUGAGACGGGCUUCUACAUCUGCAUGAACAAGAGGGGGAAGCUCAUCGGCAAGAAAAACGGACAAGGCCGCGACUGUAUCUUCACUGAGAUUGUUCUGGAGAACAACUACACAGCGCUGAGGAACGCCCGCUACGAGGGCUGGUACAUGGCCUUCACCCGCCGCGGGCGGCCACGAAAAGGCUCCCGGACGCGCCAGCACCAGCGCGAAGUCCAUUUCAUGAAGAGGUUGCCGAAGGGGCAGCAGCCCGCCCACCCGAGCCACCACCGGCCUUUCGACUUCAUCCACUACCCCUUCAAUCAAAGGACUAAACGCACACGGUACUCGUCACAGCGCUGA